AUGACAGAGGCUGGCCUAAAUACUGUCAAUCUCAGUCAGAUGACCACCUGGCAGCAGGUACUUCUAUGGCUUUUGAUAAUCAUCGGCUCUUCCAUCUGGGUGUCUAUUUGGACCGUCUUGGUCCGCAAGCAUGCCUUCGAAACGCGUUUCCAAGAGAUCGUGCGCAAGGAGCGCAAACGCAGUCUUGACCGGCGCAAUGCGAGUUUGACUCUUCUCCCCAUCACUCAUAGGCUCAGAUCCUUGGGUAGGAGUAGGGCAGUGCAGGACAGCGGUGAGGGUGCUCCUUGGGGGCAGCGCCCAGCUAUCAACCUGCCCAUCAUAUCUCGUCCAAGCGACAGGAGGUUGGUCUCUGCCAUUGUACCUCCACACCAGCAGUCUGGUGUCCGUACCAGCGGUUCUCUCACCCGCCCACACAGCGUGACCACGGCAGAAGACGUUGCGCCAGCUUCCGGCACUGCAGGUGCUGAAGGAAAUACGAGUACUUCAACUGCCACCGAGCACGUCGCUUUCGCCGACGAUCUUCAUUCCGCAGCCAGGUCGACGUCUAUAGCCCCUAGCGGUACCACUGCGCAAAGACACCUGUCCAACACCGACACGGCUGUUAAUCCUCGCAGCUACCUAAAGGGACAUAAAGUCGGACGCAAUGGCCAAUUUCACGGCCUGACAAGUGAAGAACGCGAGGAGCUUGGUGGCACCGAGUACCGAGCUCUGAAGCUUCUUUCUAUCAUCGUCCCGCUGUAUUUCUUUCUCUGGCAGUUUCUCGGAUGCAUCUCGCUCGGCGCGUGGAUUGCUAAUAACUUGCCGGGACCUGCCUUGGAGAAUGCCAUUUCACCCUGGUGGAAUGGCAUCUUCAAUGGCGUGUCUGCUUUUAACAAUAGCGGUAUGAGCGUGUUAGAUGCUAACAUGAUUCCCUACGGAAGCUCGUAUUUCGUACUCAUCGUUAUGGGUGCAAUGAUUCUCGCUGGUAAUACAGCGUAUCCCGUCUUCCUACGAUUGAUUUUAUGGAGCAGCUUGAAGAUGUUGAAGUGGGUGACCUAUGAUGAUGAUUUGGUAGAAUGGAAGGAGACGAUCGGGUAUAUUCUCAAAUACCCUCGCCGUGUCUAUACCAAUCUUUUUCCAUCACGCCAGACCUAUUGGCUUGUUUUCAUGCUCUUCGUGCUUAACGGUACUGAUUGGGUGGCAUUUGAGGUUCUAAACCUUGGCAAUUCUACUCUUGAGCAAACCCCUCUCGGGUCUCGCAUCAUCGAUGGACUCUUUCAAGCUCUUGCUGUUCGUUCAGGGGGCUUUUAUGUUGUAUCCAUCCCGACUCUGUUCAUCGGCCUACAGGUGCUUUAUGUUAUCAUGAUGUAUAUUUCGGUGUAUCCUGUUGUGAUAACAAUGAGGCAUUCCAACGUCUACGAAGAACGAUCGUUGGGGAUCUACGGGGAAGAUCCGAUCUACAGCGAUGCUUUGACUCGUUCUGUCUCGCACGGUCAGUCGAGCAGUAAGUCCCGGUCUCUAAGUCGGAUGGUCCGUGUCGCGUUUGCAGAAUGGUAUGGAGUUGGGGCUGCGCCGAACCAGCUAGAGAGCCGGAUUAGCUUCAUCAGCCACCAAAUUCGUGGGCAGCUCUCUCACGACCUGUGGUGGCUUGUUUUGGCGGUCCUGCUGAUUAUGAUCAUCGAAACGAAGCAUUUCCUUGAGGAUCCGGUUACCUAUUCGGUCUUCAAUGUCGUCUUCGAAGUGGUCUCCGCUUACGGAUGCGUGGGUAUUAGCAUUGGAUCGCCGAACGCAGCAUACAGCUUCAGCGGUGGACUUUAUCCUGGGAGCAAGCUAGUCCUUUGCGCCGUCAUGAUAAGAGGUCGACACCGCGGCUUGCCGGUUGCGCUUGAUCGCGCCGUCAGACUUCCCAGCGACGAUAUGCAUAUGGUCGAAGAGGAAGAUCAUCUUCAUGUUAUCGGAGCUAUCAGCUUCUCAAAACCGUUCGGAUACGUCGCGACUGGCGAUGACGAAGGGAUCUUCCGUCGACUUCAAAGGGCUUUCGAAUCUAUCGGCUGGGUUAAACGGGCUCCUACGUUUUUUCAAUUACACCAAAAACUAAUGCCUUACAUUGGGAAUUGGCUGGCUAGCAAUGACCGGAAUACCUACUUUUUCGAGCUCGCCUCUCGAGAAAUCAAGGCCCGAACGAACCGCGACGGCGAUUUUAAGGACAUUGUGAACCAGCUCUUUUCAGUACAGAAGGCGAAACCGGAGCUUGACGAUACUAAUAUAGCCUUCAUGAUGACUUCUAAUGUCUUUGCUGGAUCCGAUACUACGUCGACCUCAUUACGGGCAAUCUUUUACUUACUGCUGAAGAACCCAGAGACCUAUAACCGCCUUAGAGAGGAGGUGGAAAGUAAGAAACAGGCGGGGGUGUUAAGCAACCCUGUUACUUUCAAAGAAGCCGAAACUUGUUCAUAUCUCCAAGCCGUCAUGUACGAGGCAAUACGUUUAUAUCCAGUAGUCGGAGACCUUCUCGAUCGAAAUGUGCCGGAGGGUGGUAUGAUGAUCGAUGGAUAUUAUGUUCCAGCUGGAACUGUGGUUGGAACCAGCGCCUGGGUCCUUCACCGUUUACAAGAAAUCUGGGGCUCCGACGCAGAAGAGUUUCGUCCGGAGAGAUGGUUGGAUAAGGAGAACGAAGGCACCCUCAAGCGGUUUUUCUUCUCAUUUGGUGGCGGCUCCCGAACCUGUAUUGGAAGACAUAUAAGCUGGCUUGAAAUCAGCAAGCUCGUCCCAACUCUCCUUAUGUGCUUCGAUAUGAAGCUAGCCGACAAUGUGGAGAUAGAGGAGAAGCACGGCGGUCUCCUAUUCCUUGAUGGAUUAAUGGUUCACAUUACAUCGCGAGAAAUAUAA
Messenger RNA from Daldinia childiae, 2868 nucleotides. Its product is annotated as Low-affinity potassium transport protein. Gene Ontology annotation, cellular component: plasma membrane. The record is from RefSeq and is a predicted model, not a curated record. Gene Ontology annotation, molecular function: high-affinity potassium ion transmembrane transporter activity; oxidoreductase activity, acting on paired donors, with incorporation or reduction of molecular oxygen; heme binding. Bases 1 to 2868 code for a protein of 955 amino acids. Gene Ontology annotation, biological process: intracellular potassium ion homeostasis; potassium ion import across plasma membrane. NCBI's taxonomy places the organism in Eukaryota, Fungi, Ascomycota, Sordariomycetes, Xylariales, Hypoxylaceae. The transcript is spliced from 10 exons.